Molecule: messenger RNA, 978 nt
Organism: Beauveria bassiana ARSEF 2860
Lineage: Eukaryota; Fungi; Ascomycota; Sordariomycetes; Hypocreales; Cordycipitaceae
Product: phosphotransferase enzyme family protein
Exons: 1
Coding region: 1-978 (325 amino acids)
Source: RefSeq, a predicted model, not a curated record
AUGAAAGUCCCAGACUACCUCUCUGAAAUACCCUUCUUUGCCCGUUCUUCACGGCUGCCAGCGACUCUCCCGACGCCCGAAGCCAUCGAAUCAUGCAAUCGAGUCAUCAAAGAAGGUUAUGGAAGACGCAUCAUCCAGUUUGGCCAACAUUUUAUUGUCAAACAUGGUACCCGAGUUUCCGUCAUGGAGGGACAAAACCUUCUUUACGUGAAAAAGACCGAGGCUGUCCCGAUACCCGAGGUGUACGCCCUCUACACAAAAAUCAACCUCGAUGGAAGACUAGCCACAUACAUCAUCAUGGAAUAUAUCCCCGGCAAAACCCUCGAGGCCGCUUGGCCUAAUCUGUCUUUUCAUGAAAAGCACGGUGUAGCCCUUCAGCUUCAAGAACACUUCAAGCAGCUUCGGAAAGUCCCUGCGCCGGGUUACUUUGGCUGUUUCGGCAAUCCUCCUUGUGAGGACUCAGUCUUUUGGACACUGCCAUGCGACGACGCUGCGCAAAAUGCUCCACUCAGCCGCUCAUCCCGAACCGAGCACGAGUUCAAUCAAGGCCUAGUCGAGGUGUAUCUCGAAAAUGAAGGGUCAGAGCAAAUUGCCGAAAUUUACGAGUGCAUGUUCUCGGAAGUCUUGAAGAAUCACAGAGCUGUUUUGACGCACGCUGACCUGCAGAAGAACAACAUUAUCCUCAAGGAGGACAAGAGUCUGGUUGUGAUUGAUUGGGAGGCGGCGGGAUGGUGGCCGGAGUACUGGGAAUACUCCGCCGCUACUCUUGCAGCUGAAUUUAGUGAUGAUUUUCUGAUAUACCUUACUACCACUGCACUUGAUGAGUACCCCAGCGAGUGCGCGUGGUUGAAUCCUAUGAUACGAGAGCUUUGGCGCGGACAGAGGAGCUACAAUCUGGAAGUGAAGAAGGAGGUCAGCGCUUACGAAUUCUGCUCUCGGAAACCGAAUGCAGAGUGGUUAUAUGACCUUUCAACGUAG